Arabis nemorensis is the source of this 5619-nucleotide messenger RNA. NCBI's taxonomy places the organism in Eukaryota, Viridiplantae, Streptophyta, Magnoliopsida, Brassicales, Brassicaceae. The record is from the annotation of a GenBank genome assembly.
AUGGCUGAUUCUCUGUCGUGUUCCAGUGUUUUCAGUUUACGGAUUGUGACAAUCGAUUAUUACAUGGCUUCUCCGAUUCCUGGAUACGAUAUUUGCUACAGUAGCUUCCAAGGUGGCGAGGUAAAAGAAGUGCCUGUUAUAAGGAUAUAUGGUUCUACACCUGCUGGUCAGAAGACUUGUUUGCACAUUCAUCGCGCUUUACCGUAUCUCUAUAUUCCAUGCUCGGAUAUUCCAGUUGAUCUUCAUAAAGGAGUUGAUGGAAAUAUACCUGCUGUAUCCCUUGAGUUGGAGAAGGCUCUAAAGCUUAAGGGUAACACUGCUUCGAAAAGGCAACAUGUCCAUGAUUGUGAGAUUGUUAGAGCAAAGAAGUUUUAUGGGUACCAUUCACUGGAAGAGGCAUUUGUGAAGAUUUAUCUCUACCAUCCACACGAUGUGGCUCGUGCUGCUAGUCUUCUUCUGGCAGGUGCUGUUCUUGGUAAAAGUUUGCAGCCUUACGAGUCACAUAUUCCUUUUAUUCUCCAGUUUAAGGUUGACUAUAAUUUGUAUGGAAUGGGUCAUGUGCAUAUAUCAAAGAUGAAGUUCCGUAGCCCAGUGCCUCACCAUUUCCGUCCAAGGAGAUUUUAUUUGGGUGAUUGUGUGGGAGAAGGGAUUGAUGAAGUGGCUAUUACAGAGGCAGAUUCAAGUGCUACUGCGAGCGUCAGUUUCCCUGUUUGGAGCUUGUCAACAAUCCCAGGUCAAUGGAUGUGGAAUCUCUCUGAAGAAUCUGAUACACCGUUGAGCCAGAGCCAACAUAGGCACCAUUACAGACGUCAGAGUCUCUGUGAACUUGAGGGAGAUGCUACUAUUAGUGAUAUUCUCAAUCAACAAUUUAAAAUGUACAACUCCCUCUCGCAAGUCCAGUCUGAUACUAAGAUGGUUCAGUCGCUUGUGGCAAUUUGGGAGGAGGAGUAUGAAAGAACUGGUGUGUAUGAUGAUGCACCUAUACCUCCUGAUCCUGGCAAACCCUCGGCAGCUGAUGUGCUGAAGACUAUGUCACAUUAUGUUGGGUUUGAGAAUAUGCUAAAAGAAAUGCAUCACGAAGUUGGAUUGUCUCCGUCUGAUAUGAAACCCAGUGCAGUAUCUUCAGCCGGUUCAGAGAUGCAUGCCAAGCCAGAAAUUACGGAUCUGCAGGUUUUAAAUCAUCUAGUUGGUACACGCAUUGAGUUCCCUGCAUCAGCAAAACUUUCUCCACUUGAUGAGAGGAGUGGAAAAGCAUCAAUGGAAAAUGAUGCAUAUAUGAAUACUCCCACUGAUAGAGAUACACCUGCUGAAAUACAAGAUGCUGAAGCCUUGGGUCUAUUUAAGUGGCUUGCCUCAUCCCAGGCUUCGGAAGACAUAAAUUCCGAUGAUGAAAUUCUACGGGAAACCAUCCUUAGUCCUCUAUUGCCUUUAGCGUCCAUUAACAAGAUUCUUGAAAUGGCUAGCACAGAUUAUGUGAGCCAAUCCCAAAAGGAAUGUCAAGACAUUCUUGAUUCUCAGGAGGAUCAACCAGACGUAGGGAGUUCGACAAAAGAAGCUUUACAUACUAAUCUUGAUAGCCAGAAUCCUAUAACUUCAUCAGAGAAACAAUCUCUUGACACAGAAGUCUCCAGUGAUUUUCCAAAUAUCUCAGCUUCAAAUGAAUCAAGCGAAAAUUCAUUCCAGAGAUACAGAAAGAGUGAUUUACAUACGAGUGAAGUAAUGAAGAAUAAGAAUAGGAGCUUCUCAAGGAGCAACAAGCCUAGCAAAACUGUAUGGGGACCUUUACCUUUUCCGUUGACAAAAAAUCUUCAGAAGGACUUUGACAGUACAAAUGCUAGUGAUAAACUUGGUUUAAGAAAGAUUAGCUUUGACUCCGUGAAUGAGAUGAAAGACAAUAUUAAUGUUCCAGUCAAAGAACAUCAAACAGAUGUUUGUAGCACGAUUGACAAAAACGAUUUGGCUGGAUGUUCGCUGCGGGACUUGAUGAGAAAAAAACGGUUAUGCCAUGGAGACUCGCCUGUUUCACAACAUAUGAAGGCUAGGAAGGUUCAACCACAGACUAGAGACUCUCAGCACGAUAAAAAAAAGGAGUGCAUGGCUACCGUGAGAUCUGAGGCCAAGAAACAAGAUGCUGGAAAUUGUGAGUGUAAUAUAUCCACUCGGUCAUCUGAACUUUAUUCUGUUGAUAAAUGUUCAGCUAAAGAUGCAGCAGGUCAAACCAGUGAUGAAGUUCCUAGGAAUUUUUCAUCUGCUAUAAUUCCAGUUGGGAAGGAAUCAAACACUGUGGAAUCAGGAAUAUUGAUGUCUGGCAAUGAACUUGUUGUAAGUGGUAUAAAUAAUAUCCAAAAAUCUGGCGAUGAGCAAGAGUCAACUGCCAAUGAGACAGGAAAAUUAAUAUGCAUAACCUUAAGCAAGAAGCCUCCUUCUCUCGAUUACCUAAGUUCUGGGCUGCAUGAUUCUUUGCAUUCUCAUGAAAUUCCUGUCCAAAUUCAUCAUUCCAAGGACAAACAGCAUGAUGGAUGGGAGGGGAGUUCCAAGGAUAUCCCCUUUUUUACCUCAAAGGACGCCGAAGUUAACGAGGACGAAAAGAAACCCUGUUUCCAAGGUUCCCUUGGUAUUCCCUUGCAUCAUCUCAAUGACGGCUCCAACCUUUACCUACUGACCCCUGCCUUUUCACCCCCUCCUGUGGAUUCUGUUUCAGAAUGGAUAUCGAAUGAAAAAGGAAACUCGAAUAUUGAUUCGGAAAAACAACCAUUGGGAGAUGAUCAUAUUGAUUGUGGGACGAGUUUCACUGAUCUUGCUUCUGCAUCUAAUGUGAUAUCUGUGUCUAAGCACGUGGAGCAGCAUAAUAACGUUUUUGUGAAUUCAGAAUCAAAUGCUCAUACGGAUUUGAAAAGCAAAGGAAAGUUUCUUAACCUUAAUUUGCAGACAAGUGUUUCACAAGAGAUGUCUCAGAUUUCAGGUCCUGAUGGGAAAUCAGGGCCCACACCCUUAAGUCAAAUUGGAUUCCGAGAUCCUGCGAGCAUGGGGGCUGGGCAACAACUUACAGUGCUGAGUAUAGAGGUUCAUGCAGAGUCUAAAGGGGACCUGCGACCUGACCCACGAUUUGAUUCUGUCAAUGUCAUAGCUCUCGCCGUGCAGAAUGACGAUAAUUUUGCAGCUGAUGUAUUCGUGCUUAUAUAUAGUCCAGAGAGCGCUUACCAGAGAAAUGUUGAUGGCCUAUCUGGAUGCAAGUUGUCCGUCUUCCUUGAAGAGAGGCAAUUAUUCAGUUGUUUUAUUGAGACCUUAUGUAAAUGGGAUCCAGAUAUUCUUGUGGGCUGGGAUAUACAGGGUGGAUCCAUUGGUUUUCUAGCUGAAAGGGCUGCACAGCUUGGUAUCAAAUUUCUCAAUAGUAUAUCUAGGACGCCAUCUCCAACCACGACAAAUGAUUCAGAUAAUAAGAGAAAUCUUGAUAAUAAUCCGCUGCCAGAUCCGUUGGUAGCUGAUCCUUCUAAAGUAGAAGAAGUGGUAAUUGAGGAUGAGUGGGGCCGCACACAUGCUAGUGGUGUUCAUGUUGGAGGUAGAAUUGUUCUCAAUGCUUGGCGUUUGAUUCGUGGGGAAGUGAAACUCAACAUGUACACGAUUGAAGCUGUGUCGGAGGCUGUUUUGAGGCAGAAGAUUCCAUCAAUCCCCUAUAAAGUAUUGACAGAAUGGUUUUCAAGUGGUCCUGCAAGUGCAAGAUAUCGAUGCAUAGAAUAUGUGACUCGCCGAGCAAAUUUGAACCUUGAGAUAAUGAGCCAACUUGACAUGAUAAAUCGUACGUCAGAACUUGCUCGUGUUUUUGGCAUUGACUUUUUCUCAGUUCUCUCCCGAGGUUCCCAAUACAGAGUGGAAUCCAUGCUUCUGAGAUUAGCACAUACACAAAAUUAUCUUGCUAUUUCUCCAGGCAACCAACAGGUUGCGUCUCAGCCAGCUAUGGAAUGUGUACCUCUUGUGAUGGAACCAGAAUCUGCCUUUUACGAUGAUCCUGUUAUUGUAUUGGAUUUUCAAUCUCUUUACCCUUCCAUGAUCAUAGCAUAUAAUCUGUGCUUUUGUACAUGUCUCGGAAAACUUACACAUUUGAAGAUGAACACCCUUGGGGUCAGCUCAUACACUUUAGACCUUAAUGUUCUUCAGGAUUUUAAUCAGAUUCUGCAGACCCCAAACAGUGUAAUGUACAUGCCUCCAGAGAUGCGCAGAGGAAUAUUACCAAGGCUGCUAGAGGAAAUUCUAUCUACAAGAAUAAUGGUUAAAAAAGCAAUGAAAAAAUUGAAACCUUCAGAAGCAGUUCUUCACCGGAUAUUUAAUGCGAGGCAGCUUGCUUUAAAGCUGAUAGCAAAUGUGACUUAUGGCUAUACUGCUGCUGGCUUCAGUGGUCGAAUGCCUUGUGCAGAGCUGGCAGAUAGUAUUGUCCAGUGUGGUCGUAGCACACUUGAGAAGGCGAUUUCGUACGUCAAUGCUAAUGAUAAGUGGAACGCUAGAGUUGUAUAUGGCGACACUGAUAGUAUGUUUGUCCUCCUCAAAGGAAGAACUGUGAAAGAAGCUUUUGUAGUCGGUCAAGAGAUUGCAUCUGCAAUAACUGAAAUGAACCCACACCCAGUCACUCUAAAGAUGGAGAAAGUCUAUCACCCUUGUUUCCUUCUUACGAAGAAGCGCUAUGUUGGAUACAGUUAUGAAAGUCCCGAUCAGAACGAGCCUAUAUUUGAUGCAAAAGGUAUUGAAACUGUUCGAAGAGACACUUGUACAGCUGUUUCAAAAACUAUGGAGCAGUCGUUGAAACUCUUUUUUGAAAAGAAGAACAUCUCUGAGGUUAAGCUGUACUUGUAUAGACAGUGGAAGCGGAUACUAUCAGGGAGAGUGUCUCUUCAAGAUUUUAUCUUUGCAAAAGAAGUUAGGUUGGGGACUUAUAGCACAAGAGACUCUUCACUCCUUCCUCCAGCAGCUAUUGUGGCAACCAAAGCAAUGACAGCAGACCCUCGGACAGAACCACGCUAUGCUGAACGAGUGCCGUAUGUUGUGAUCCAUGGGGAACCAGGAGCUCGACUUGUUGAUAUGGUGGUGGACCCACUGGUUCUUUUGGAUAUCUAUUCACCCUACCGAUUGAAUGACUUGUACUACAUCAACAAACAAAUUAUACCAGCUUUGCAAAGGGUAUUUGGACUGGUGGGUGCAGACUUAAACCAGUGGUUUUUGGAGAUGCCCCGUCCCACCAGAAGCUCCCUUGGUCAACGUCCCUUAAACUCUAGAAACUCUCACAAAACUAGAAUUGAUUAUUUUUAUCUCUCGAAACAUUGCUUCUUGUGUGGAGAAGUUGUUCAGGGAUCUGCUCAGCUAUGCAACCGGUGUCUCAAAAAUGAAAGUGCUGCCGCUGCAACCAUUGUUUGGAAGACUUCAAAAUUGGAGAGAGAGAUGCAACACCUAGCCACGAUAUGCAGACACUGUGGUGGGGGUGACUGGGUACUGCAAUGCGGAGUGAAAUGCACUUCCCUGGCGUGCUCAGUAUUUUAUGAGAGACGGAAAGUUCAGAAAGAGCUUCGUGGACUCUCCUCCAUUGCUACUGAGAGUGAGCUUUACCCUAAAUGCAUGGCUGAGUGGUUCUGA